Cataglyphis hispanica is the source of this 2159-nucleotide messenger RNA. RefSeq lists its product as uncharacterized. The transcript is spliced from 5 exons. NCBI's taxonomy places the organism in Eukaryota, Metazoa, Arthropoda, Insecta, Hymenoptera, Formicidae. Bases 852 to 1454 code for a protein of 200 amino acids. The record is from RefSeq and is a predicted model, not a curated record.
AAACACGCGAUCCCCUACGUCACUCCCACACCCGGUGUAGUGUGCGCGGCUCCCUUUUCUCUUCCGGCUCCUGUCGCUCAAUCUCGUCCUCUACGAAGGGCCGACCUAUAGUCCUACCGCGUCGAGAAUAAUAGUCUCUCUUCGCUCUUCUCUCCUCCCGCCGUCAUCUCUUUUCACCCUCUCGUCUCGUCCUACUCGCGCCAGUUAUCCGAUAACCUUCUUCGUUCAUCCUGCUACGAGAGAUGCUUCGCGAGCCUUUUUGAGAUAGAUGGAGAAGAGGAUGUCUCGAGCGCGCGGGAGGUGGAUUAAGAACGGAAAUUCGGGAUGUAAUAUCCGGCAGCCCUAGUUACACGUACGGUGUGUGCGCGCUGGUCGGCUUUCCUGCCAUCGAAGUCGGAGCAGCUUCGAUAUAAGUCAAAGUGAAGAAGGAGAUCUCACUCGCAGGAUUUCGAAUUGACCGGGAAUCUCUACUCAACGAAGAUUUGUAAAGUGAUUGCCGCCAAAAGCACAAGAAUCGUCGCCAAAUUCGUGUCACGUGAUAAGCAUCGUCACCACUACCAUCACUACACGGAAUUGUUUCCCUUGUAAACGCUUUAAACAUGCAUUAACGAAACUUCAGGACAAUCUCGCCAACGAAAAUUACCCGAUUUUUAAGGGGAUCUACGAGCAAGGAUCUCGAGCAGUUUAGAGACGAAGUUUCGGCGGCGACAAGUUGGCGACAAAGAGACAACAUGAAGAGACUUGCCUUCACUCGCGGAGGGAAGUGAUCUUCAAGAAAACGAGAAAACGGAGAGAUAUUCUCGACGCAUUGGGUCAGACGAGUCGGGCCGGCGGUGGGCCCGAUCGGUGUGAUGGUCUCGGGGUGGUGCCCGUGCGUGCCAUUAGGGCGUCGGCAAUCGUCGACUCAGCAGCAACAGCAGCAGCAGCAACAACAGCAACCGCCAUCGUCAUCCAGGGCGCCGUUCACCGUCAGCGGCGCGACCGACCGCGCGGAUAUGGUGCAGAUGUUCUACUACGAGAACCGCGGCAAGUGUUGCAAGAAACUGCUGAGAUACAACGGAUACCCGAAUAAGGUCCUUUUGUUCCCCGAGGAAGGUUGGGCAAGAAGCGCAAGUAGUUCCUACUGGACCCUGACGCCAUUCUGGUGGAGUCGGAGUCGGUGCAAGGUCGUCGAAGUCGCUGGAACAAGAAGGUACAGUACUCAAGCAAAGAUGGUAGACACGGGCACGGGAACGCUUUACAUUAUCGGCUCGUUCAAGAGGAUGACGACUGAUCCCGAUUUUAAGCUGUACCUGACGUCGAACGUCUCGUCGAGCGACUUCAACAUGGGUUACAGUAUGACAGGCACGCUGGAGCGCGGCUGUAAGAAGACUAACUCUUUCCAGAUGACCCACUUUGCGGUGAUACGGCGACGGGACUACGAGAAGGCAUACGAGGACCCGAAUCCCACCUAGUGUCCGUCCACACCCACGCUCUCCGAGUGUGGGGAUUGCGAGCAUUACACAUAGUUGGGAGGCAAGGGGCCGUCGAAAAGGGAAAGAGAGAUAGAGAGAGAAAAGGACAGGUGCACUUCCGCAUGUAUGUAUCGCGCGAGAAAGCGUUACAUCCGCUGCUCCAUGAACGUUGAUAAGAAGUCGCUCUUCGACGCGAGAUCGAUCGCAAAUUCCCGGAAAUUCCGAUACUCCUGGACAGGUCGAUAAACGGCCUCCACGAUAUGACGGAUCGUGAUCUUUCAUCGCGAAUCGUCUGUGAUCGCAAACUUUCUGUUUUUACAGAAAUAUUUGUGUAACAUUAGAUCGCUAAAUCGUCUGUAUUAAAUAUUUCAUUUAUUACUUGCUUCUAAAGAAAACGUAGCAGAAAAUAAGGCGUAGACAAAAAUUGCAGGCAGAAAUGCAGAAAAGUAAAAAGAAUGCAAAGAAGGAAAAAGAAUAAGAAGCGCAUGAGAAGAAAGGCAAAUAUACUGCAAUUCAAACGGCAUCUAUAUUUUCCUUGCAAGACAUCAUAAGGAUGAAAGAUAAUCAAAAUCGGGUGUGAAGGAGGAAGCUUUAAUUUGCGCAAAAUCAACAUUAGCUCGUGGUAAUAAGAGAUUACAGAGAUGAAAGGCGGAAGAGAAAUAUCAAGAUAGUGUAGAAUGAGGAAACAAGGAUAUCAAGAGCUUU